Messenger RNA from Eriocheir sinensis (Chinese mitten crab), 720 nucleotides. RefSeq lists its product as uncharacterized. The record is from RefSeq and is a predicted model, not a curated record. The transcript is spliced from 5 exons. Lineage: Eukaryota; Metazoa; Arthropoda; Malacostraca; Decapoda; Varunidae. The coding region runs from base 193 to 708 and encodes 171 amino acids.
GAGGAGGAGGGGAGAGAAGGGGAGAGGUAUAUGUGUCAGUCUGUAUCAGUGGAACUACCAUUGGUGUAAGGAGAGGAAGGCGUUGUGGAGUUUGGUGGAACGUGGAAGGAAAUCAGAGUAGAAGUAGUGGUAGUAUAUCCUGUGGUGUUAGUUAUUAAUCAAGAGGGUUGAAGCAGCAGUGUUCUGGCCGCCAUGAGGACUGCUACCGCUUGCCUGUUUAUCGUGGGCGCCCUGCUGGCAGAGGCACCGAGAUGGGCAGCAGGGGACUCGCUGCGCUGCUACACUUGCAGCACGAGUGAAAAUGAUGAGACGUGCCUCCACGACCCUGACGGUGUUACCAGCAACGCGCCAAUCACCAACUGCGAGAUGGAGGGGACGGUGUGUUGCAUGAUCCGCCGCGUCAACUACGCCGAGGACGAGACCAAGCUACACUCGUUCGCCAGGAUGUGUGUUGACAACUGCGCGAAGGAUGGUUUCCAGGAGUACCCUGACCCCACCUUCAUCACCUACGAGACUAUCUGUAGCACCCCGGAGUGUAACGUGGGCCCAGGAGACGAGCCACUGUCGGGCCAAGGUCCGACUGAGGCCAAGGACAACGAGAUCUGGGGAAUAAAAGGAGACCGUUCGGGUGCAGGAUCCCUCAAAAUAUCCUUCACAUUCCUGACAGUCCUGCCCGCCCUCCUCCUCCUCCUCAGACAACAGAACUAGAAGACUCUGCUC